This is a messenger RNA of Zerene cesonia (dogface butterfly), 1581 nucleotides long. It is a transcript of the gene Pgk, whose product is annotated as phosphoglycerate kinase. Gene Ontology annotation, biological process: gluconeogenesis; glycolytic process. Gene Ontology annotation, molecular function: ADP binding; ATP binding; phosphoglycerate kinase activity. The transcript is spliced from 10 exons. Bases 101 to 1348 code for a protein of 415 amino acids. The record is from RefSeq and is a predicted model, not a curated record. NCBI's taxonomy places the organism in Eukaryota, Metazoa, Arthropoda, Insecta, Lepidoptera, Pieridae. Gene Ontology annotation, cellular component: cytosol.
UCGCUGAUAUCAAGGUCAAAUUUGAUAGUUAUUCUCAAUAAAAAUCUGAUCUCGCCGAUUCGAGUUUACGCAUAUAAUUUAAUAAUUAAAACUUUUGAAAAUGGCUCUUAAUAAGUUAAGCAUAGACGCGGUUAAUUUAGGUGGAAAGCGGGUGUUGAUGAGGGUUGAUUUUAAUGUCCCCUUAAAGGAUGGAGUGAUUACUAAUAAUCAGCGCAUCGUUGCUGCCUUGGACUCCGUCAAAUAUGCUUUGGACAAGGGUGCAAAAUCUGUUGUUCUUAUGUCACAUCUCGGGCGACCCGAUGGACAGGCUAAUCCAAAAUAUACCCUCAAACCUGUAGCUGAAGAGCUUAAAAAGUUAUUGAACAGAGAUGUACAAUUUCUAACGGAUUGUGUGGGUGCAGAAGUUGAAGCCGCUUGUGCUGACCCACCAGUUGGGUCUGUAAUAUUGCUAGAAAAUCUCCGCUAUCAUAUUGAAGAGGAGGGUAAAGGAGUGGAUGCCAGUGGGGCGAAAGUUAAAGCUGAUCCAGAAAAGAUUAAAGCAUUUAGAGCUAGCUUAAGGAAGCUGGGAGACAUCUAUAUUAAUGAUGCAUUUGGUACCGCACACAGAGCCCACAGCUCAAUGAUGGGAGAAGGAUUCGAACAAAGGGCAAGUGGAUUCUUGUUGAAGAAAGAGUUACAGUACUUUGCUAAAGCUCUGCAUGAACCAGAGAGACCCUUCCUCGCUAUACUCGGAGGUGCAAAGGUAGCUGAUAAAAUUUUGUUGAUUGAAAACUUGUUAGACAAAGUAAAUGAAAUGAUCAUUGGCGGUGGAAUGGCAUACACAUUCUUGAAAGAAACUAAAGGAAUGGCUAUUGGAAACUCUUUAUAUGAUGCUGAAGGAGCAAAAAUUGUCGCUAAGUUAUUAGAAAAGGCAGCUAAGAACAAUGUCAAAGUUCAUCUGCCUGUAGACUUUGUCACUGCUGAUAAAUUUGAUGAAAAUGCACAGGUUGGAGCAGCAGAUGUUGACUCUGGUAUCCCUGAUGGCUGGAUGGGUCUUGAUGUUGGACCCAAAUCACGAGAAUUGUUUGCAGACCCAAUUGCGAGGGCUAAAGUCAUUGUAUGGAAUGGACCCGCGGGAGUGUUCGAAUUCGAGAAGUUUGCGGGCGGCACUCGUGCGCUUAUGGAUGGCGUCGUGAAGGCCACCGCUAAUGGAACCAUCACUAUUAUCGGUGGAGGUGACACAGCGACGUGUUGCGCGAAGUGGGGCACUGAGGACAAGGUGUCGCACGUGUCCACCGGUGGCGGCGCUUCCCUGGAAUUGCUUGAGGGCAAAGUACUACCCGGCGUAGCGGCACUCACAGACGCAUAAGCAUAGAUGCGUGAAUUGCUUUUAUCCUAUAAUAGCUCGUAGAAAAUCGAAUAUUAUAUACGAUGUAGAACAGACGAGUUAUUAGACCCAUUAUAAUAAGAAAUCAAUGCUAUAUGUAAGCAUUUUUCUAUAGCAUUAGUUUAAGGUAAUUAUAUUUAUAGAAAAUCACUCACUUGAAAGAAAUCGGUACGAGAUUAGAAUCAAGAUCACUGAUGCGCAUAAUUUAAUAACAU